CUUCUCCACCACUCCAAAACCUCUCAAAACCCCCCAUUCAAUCAUCCUCUUCAUUUUCCUCCUCUUUAUAAUUUCUUGAUCAUUUUCACUAAUUCCUUUUCCAAGUUAUCAUGGGUGUUCUUGCAGUUGAAACCGAAAGCACCUCUGCCAUUGCCCCAGCUAGGUUGUUCAAGGCCUUAAUUCUAGACUCCGACAACCUCGUCCCAAAAAUCCUACCACAGGCAAUUAAGAGCAUCGAAAUUGUUUCCGGAGAUGGAGGAGCCGGUACCAUCAAGAAGAUUCACUUUGGUGAAGCUAGCCAAUUCAAGCAUGUUGUGCACCAAAUCGAUGCAGUAGACAGUGAAAACUUCACAUACAGUUACAGUGUGAUUGAAGGUGAUGUUCUUGGAGACCUGCUCGAAAAGAUCUCGUACGACACCAAGAUCGUUGCAGGCCCAAAUGGCGGAAGCAUUGUGAAGAACACAAGCACAUAUUACAUCAAGGGUGACAAUCAACUCAGUGAAGAGCAAGUUAAGGAAGGCAAAGAAAAAGCCUCUGGUUUGUUCAAGGCUGUUGAGGCUUACCUUGUUGCAAACCCUGAUGCAUACAAUUAAGGCUUUAUAUUUUCUACAUCUAUAGUUUCCUACUUUGUGUAAACCAAUCCAAAUUGUGUGCUGUGGGUUUUCAUGCUUCUUCUUCUUUUUUUGUUUUUUUUUCAAAUUACUCUGCUGUCAAAUUCACGAUUUGGCUUUUUACUUUUGAGAUCAUGAUCACCAGUUGUGCUAAAUAAAAUGAGAGGAUGAUGUUGUAUUUUGUUUCAAUUUCAACAAAUAAAAUGGAAGUAUUUAAUUUGAUACCAA
This is a messenger RNA of Ziziphus jujuba (common jujube), 839 nucleotides long. Its product is annotated as major strawberry allergen Fra a 1.08. Gene Ontology annotation, molecular function: signaling receptor activity; protein phosphatase inhibitor activity; abscisic acid binding. Gene Ontology annotation, cellular component: nucleus; cytoplasm. The transcript has 2 exons. Bases 111 to 593 code for a protein of 160 amino acids. Gene Ontology annotation, biological process: abscisic acid-activated signaling pathway; defense response. The record is from RefSeq and is a predicted model, not a curated record. NCBI's taxonomy places the organism in Eukaryota, Viridiplantae, Streptophyta, Magnoliopsida, Rosales, Rhamnaceae.